UACAGUUCACCAAGAGACAAAAGCGACAAGGUUAGGGCCAGAGCCAGUCCACGGGGAUAUUAUAGCAGAUACCGCGAUUGUACGAUUCGUCGAUCUGUAUCUGCUGACGAUAGACGCGAGAACCGUCAACGUGCCCCGCGCCGCAGGAAUAAAGUGCGAUACCGGUGUGAUCCCAAGUGUGAAGUUCGACAGCGGAUCCGGAAAUCGUUCGACCGGGAUACGCUCGCAAGGAUCUCGCGAGAAAACGAGAGCAGAAUCACGGCGAUCGGUGUGCUUAGAUCGGUUCGACCCGGAGGAAACAUGAGGAGCCACGCGACGAUCAACCUGUUCGCCAGUCUGACGGUGCUUUGCGCCCUCGCUGUUAUGAUAAUGCCGGAUCAGGCGUACGCUAGGCCGCCACCUUUGCUCAGCCGGCAGAGGCGAGUGUCGGAUCAGAGGCUCGCCGAGAUCGAGACGCUGCUUGGAUUGGAAAACGUCCGUGGAAAAGUGGUCACGGUGCCUGUUGCAUUCGGCGUGCUGGAUCCAGAUAAAAUAGGCCGCAGACGAAGAUCCGCAACGAACAAUAGACUCGAGACGCUGCAGCGCAUCAUGCGAUACGUCGCGAACAAUCCGGACGCGCUCGACGAGGAGAACAUUCUCUCUCUGCCAAUGAAGAUGAAGGAGUCCUUGCGGGGAAACGACGUCGACUACCAGUUCAUUUAAUUUCCGGCGCACGACAGGUCGCGUCGGCGUGUAUGGGGCGAGAACGAAGAAGAAGAAGAAGAAGACAGACAGACAGACACACACACACACAGUCGAGAGUGUACCAAACGCUUGAGGAAUGA
Messenger RNA from Megalopta genalis, 824 nucleotides. RefSeq lists its product as uncharacterized. The record is from RefSeq and is a predicted model, not a curated record. Lineage: Eukaryota; Metazoa; Arthropoda; Insecta; Hymenoptera; Halictidae.